ACUGAAUUGAGGAUGAGGGAGGUGAUCCUCCAUGUAUACGACGUGACUAAUAGCGGUUAUGACAAAACGAACAACACAAUUAUGCAGAUCAACAAGAUUUUCAAAGAUGGGAUUGGUCUCGGUGGCAUCUUCCACACCGCUGUUCAGGUUUAUGGAGAUGAGGAAUGGUCAUUUGGAUUCUGUGAACAGGGUACUGGAGUUUUUAGCUGUCCAUCAACACAGAAUCCAAUGUAUACAUACCGCGAAAGCAUUAAUCUCGGGAAAACAUCCUUCUCUAUCUUCAAGGUUAAUCAGAUAAGGAGGGAACUGAGUAGAGAGUGGCCUGGACACUCGUAUGAUCUGUUAGCAAAAAAUUGCAAUCAUUUCUGUGAUGAAUUCUGUAGAAGACUAGGUGUGCAAAAGCUUCCUGGUUGGGUAAACAGGUUCGCGAAUGCUGGCGACACUGCUGUAGAAAUAGCUGGCAACACAGCCUACAGAUUCAGGCAAGCUAAAACCGAAAUUGUAUCUGCUAGCAGAGUGGCAUAUCGUUUCUUAGCUGGAGUCGCAUCGAGCAAUUUAAAUGUAGAUCCAGAUUCUCCUGGCAACUCCAACAGUGGAAGUCCCAGAUUCCAAGCUACCUGGUUGAAGAACCUUGUUUCACCCGGUACUAAACCAUCAACUGGUUCAAAAGUGGAAAAUCAGGAUCAAGAUGUGGUAGGUCAGAAACAAAGACAAGAUGCAGAAAAAGGUUCAACUGGUUCAAAAGUGGAAAGUCAGGAUCAAGAUGUGGUAGGUCAGAAACAAAGACGAGAUGCAGAAAAAACACUUUUAACGUCUAACUCUCAACAUAAUAUCUGAUACUAUAUUGCCAUCAGUCACCUUCUGACCAGUGCAGGGCAUUGGCUAUUGAUUUGUUCACCACCUUGCUGUAAGAUUAUUCGUCAUUAACUUUUGGAAAUAGAUGCCAAGGUUAGUGCCUCUUUGUUUAACAUAACAUGCUAAAGCAAGUAGUCUGUCUCCUGAGUUCUCGGAAUACAAUUCGUGUGCAACUAGAAGGAAGCAGAUUGACAAAUAGACACAUAGCUCCUCACUGCAACUUUUCCAGUUGAAAAGAAUGCUGAUGGGGAUACGCUUGAGGUCUCGUUACAUUGUGUUUGAAUCACGGUUUUUCCAUUUGGAAAAGUAACUCACUCAUCAGGGUUAAGGUUUGGUUUUGGGUCCACUACAGCAAUAUAACAUAAUUUCCAGUUAAGGGCUACAGCAACAUAAACAUAAAUCCAGUGAAGGACAACUGAGCAAUGUGCUCAUUUCACAUUCCAGUUCAACACUAAACACCUGACAGUUCUCUACAUAAAUUGAGCAGCAACAUCAAUUCUGCUGCAGCUUCAGAUAAUGACAUUAAUAGCACCGCCAAAU
Messenger RNA from Sesamum indicum (sesame), 1395 nucleotides. RefSeq lists its product as uncharacterized. NCBI's taxonomy places the organism in Eukaryota, Viridiplantae, Streptophyta, Magnoliopsida, Lamiales, Pedaliaceae. Gene Ontology annotation, biological process: protein deubiquitination. Gene Ontology annotation, molecular function: deubiquitinase activity. The record is from RefSeq and is a predicted model, not a curated record.